This is a messenger RNA of Zingiber officinale, 1209 nucleotides long. RefSeq names its product protodermal factor 1-like. The record is from RefSeq and is a predicted model, not a curated record. The transcript is spliced from 3 exons. Bases 202 to 1011 code for a protein of 269 amino acids. Lineage: Eukaryota; Viridiplantae; Streptophyta; Magnoliopsida; Zingiberales; Zingiberaceae.
UUCACUGUUUCACUUGAGACUCCAUUUACUGCUCCUGCAAUUGCUCAGAGAUGCUCUCUCCCUUCAAUUCUGCAUGCCCCCACAAUUCAUCUGCUCAAGGUGCAUAAAAAUGGCCACCAUCCCCCAUUCUCACUUCACUUCACUCAUCUCCCAAUCUCCUUUCUAACUCAUCAGUUCUCUUCCACCUUCAACUUGGGCAACAUGAAGAAGAUGAUGUGUUUCCUAGUCAUUUGCUUGGCCUCUCAAGCUCUCACUCAGUCCACCUCCAGAAGCCUUCAAGAUUCGCAUGGGGAAUGCCCACCGUCCGGCGCCGGCGCCGGAGUGCCGUCAUCACACGGCACGCCGCCGUCCGGAGGUGGUGGAGGUGGACACUACAACCCGCCAUCAUCGAACCCUCCGGUGGUGGUUCCCACCCCCACCACUCCUGUGGUGGUGGCUCCACCAGGGACGCCGACGUACGGGGCCGGCCCCGGAGUGCCGUCAUCCCACGGGGCGCCACCGUCCGGAGGUGGUGGAGGUGGAUACUACAACCCGCCGUCAUCGAGUACUCCGGUGGUGGUUCCCACCCCCACCACUCCUGUAGUGGUGGGUCCACCAGCGACACCGACGUACCCGCUUCUCCCGCCGGGGACUCCGUUCAUCCCCAUCGACCCCAAUUGCCCCCCUCCGUUCACUUGCGACUAUUGGAGGACGCAUCCAAACGCUAUAUGGGCCUUAUUUGGGUUCUGGUGCCCGCUGGUCCAAAUCUUCGGGCUGCCCAACCCGGCGGCCUUCGCGACGACGAACCCGACCCUGUUGGACGCGCUGGCGAACACGCGGCGCGACGGGAUUGGCGAGCUCUACCGCGAGGCCACCGCCGCGUUCCUCAACUCGCUGGCCGACCGCCGCUUCUACUUCACGGGCCAGCAAGUGAGGGACUCGUUCCGGGCCGCACUUGGGUCCGACCAGGCCGCUUUGGCCCAGGCCCAAGUAUUCAAGCGGGCCAACGAAGGCCGGCUCAAGCGCCAUUAAUAUUAAUUAUGCUUUGUGCUAGAUCGCCGUAGCUGAUGCUGCUUUAAUACGCGUGCAAUGUACUAAUUAUGUGGCUUUAAGACGUUAUUUGAUAUGUGUCCUGCGUUGUAGUGAUGAAAUUGAUUGAAUUUUGGGAGUAGAAUUGUGUAUUAAUGUUCCUCGUUUAAGUAUUAAAUGUAAGGCCAGAUCUCUGCAGAA